This is a messenger RNA of Thecamonas trahens ATCC 50062, 1170 nucleotides long. RefSeq names its product ankyrin domain-containing protein. Gene Ontology annotation, molecular function: protein binding. NCBI's taxonomy places the organism in Eukaryota, Apusomonadida, Apusomonadidae. The record is from RefSeq and is a predicted model, not a curated record. The transcript has a single exon. Bases 1 to 1170 code for a protein of 389 amino acids.
AUGGCCCUCGCCGGCAUCAUCGACGGAGCAACUACGACCGGCCGCGGGGUCGACGACGGAUGGGUCAAGUGUCCUGUGUGUGUGGCCGAGCGAGACCGCCGCUUUGCUGCUAACCAGGCCGCCCGCAAGCUCAUCGUCGUCCCGGGCCCUCGGCCCAUGUGGCGGAAGCGAUUUGCCCGUGGAAGGGGGCUCCGGGCCCACCUGGAGACCUUCCACCGCCCGGGACAAGGUCACUGGGCAUCAUCUACUGUCGACGGACAGAGUGGGGUUGAUGCCGCUCUCAUCGAGGCCGAGAAGGAGAAGAUCCAUGCCGGUAUCGAUCGGAAUGGCCUCGUCUUUGAUCCUCAUCGCGGUCUACAUCCCGGUCUCCUCGCCGCAGCUGCUGGCGAUCUGUCGGCUGUCCGCACACUUAUUGCUCAAGGCUGGGACUGGACCACUCAGGGUCUUGACAAACACGGAUCUACGGCCGCAGAGUGGGCCGCGGGCAACGGCCAUGUCGAUGUCCUCGACGAGCUCAUCAAUCGCGGGCCAGGCGCCAUCGAUACCUCCGCCUUGGCUGCCCGCGACACAGGCGGGACCCGCGGCGGCCGAACUGUCCUGCACUGGGCUGCGCGGAACGGCCAGACGGCAGUCGUCUCUUAUCUGCUCGCCGAUCGCUUUAGCGGUCUGCUGGUCGAUGUGCCCACUGGCGACGGCACCACCCCCCUGCAUCUCGCGCUCUACGGCGCACACUUUGACGCCGCCCAGGCUCUGCUUGACGCCGGCGCCGAUCUUGCCCGCAUCAAUGACUGGGGCUGCGCUGCUGCACACUGGGCCUCUAUGUGCACCGCCAAGUCGGUCCGCGCCACCCCGCCGGGCGCCUCGGCCGCGCCCGCGGACAACGACUCUGACGAUGGCGACCUAGCUCUUGCUUGCCUCCAGUGGGUCAUCGACGCUGCCGGCUCGCCGCACGCCGCCGCCACCCUUAUGACUGCCCGCCAGAAGACCGGUCGAACUCCGAUGCACAAGGCUGCCCAGCGCGGCAACACCGCCGCCUGCCUCUUUCUCCUCGACUCCUAUGGUCACAAAGCCGUCGCCGGGCCCGACGAUCAGGGCAAUGUCCCGUCUGACGUUGCUGCCGAAAUGGGCCAUCCGGCCCUUGCCGAGCUUCUCCGCUCACGCCAUGCAUAG